Molecule: messenger RNA, 3232 nt
Organism: Apis cerana (Asiatic honeybee)
Lineage: Eukaryota; Metazoa; Arthropoda; Insecta; Hymenoptera; Apidae
Gene: emei
Product: transmembrane protein 161-like emei
Source: RefSeq, a predicted model, not a curated record
UUCAAGAAGUAUUUUUUUAAUGCUAUUUAAGAGAUGGCGUUAAUCUUCAGUUCUUAUUCUAUUUUAUUUUUUAAAAAAAUGUCAUUGAUACUCAAGAGAUUAAUUUUUAUUGUAUUUUUUAUUUUUUUUUGUAUUAUUUUUUAUUUUUUUAUUAAGUUUUAUUUGCAAUACUCUAGAAGUUACAACAUUAAUUUCAAUAUUUUGUUAUCUCUAGUUUUUUUUUGAUUAUUUAUUUUCUUAUAUUAUAUUUGUUCUGUAAUAUUUAUGCGAAUAAAAAAUAGUUCCGAUAUCUGAUUAACUUUAUUAUUCUUUUAUUUAAUUUAUUAAUUAAAAAUUUUAAAAAUCGUCGAUAUUUUGUUGCUCAUCAAACAUUUAUAAUUGUAUAUUAACACUACAUAUAAAAAAUUAAUUUAUAGCAUUUAUUAAAAUUUAUUUAAAAAAUUAUUAAUAGCAUUAUAUUUAAAUCCAUUUUUAUAAUCUUAAAAAUAUUUAAAAUUAUUAUUAAAUAUUAUUUUCAUAAAAUACAAGUAUAAUAUUUUAAUUUAGAUCAAAUAAAUUUAUUUACUAUUCAUAACCGGAUAUAUUAAACAUUAAUUUUUUAUGAUCUAAUUUAAACAUAUUUUUACAUAUAUUUAAACAUAAAAUUAAAUAUUAGAUCUUUUUUAUAUCUCUGAUUUGUAUGUGAAUAAAUAUUUUCUUUAUAAUUAAUAUAUUUAAUUAUAGUAAUUGUAAUAAUGUAAUAAUUGAACAAAUUUAACUUUAUGCUGAACAAAUUUGAUAAUAUCUAUUUCGAAAUUUGUCCGCUAGAUGUUUUUACAAUUGUCGAACUUUCCUUUCUAUAGAUAAAACUGGAAAUAACCUCAUAUCCUGUACAAAAGAUUACAAUGUUUUUAGUUUUGUGAGGUUACAACUAUUUAUAAAAUGAGCUAUUUCGUUGUGUGCUAUUUAAAAUGGUGAAAUACGGUUUAAUAUUAUUAAACACAAGAUAAUUCAUUACUUUAAUAUAUUUUUAUUAUCAGUAUUAAUUAACAAUUUCCAGAGAAAUUUCUAUUUCACAAUGGAACAAAUACUUAUGUAAAAUAAAUAACCCUUAGGUUAAUUUUAAUUUACUCAUUUUCAACUAUGGCUCUCUUGGGAGCUCAGUUAGUUAUCACACUUAUUAUGGUCAGUGUCAUUCAAAAAUUAACUCCACAUUUUUCUUUAGCAAGAUGGAUUUUAUGUUCUACUGGGUUGACACGUUAUUUAUAUCCAACUGAUCAGCAACUUAGAAUUCUUGCUGGUGUACCAAAAGAAAAAUCUAAGAAAGGCAAACAUACAGAAAAUGGAAAAGUUAAAGAAGUUUUUCAUGUUCCUAGAAAUUUAGAUAUUACGCUUGAGAAUACUAAAAUAACUAUAUUAGAUGUAGUGCAUUUAAAAUAUUAUACAGAAUAUCAGUGGUUAUUAGAUUUUUCUAUUUAUGCUACUGCAGUUUAUGUUAUGACAGAGAUAUAUAAUUAUUUAUAUCCAAUCAAAGAUGAAAUUAAUCUAAGUAUGCUUUGGUGCUCAUUAGUUUUGGGUUUUGCAUUCAAAGUAUUACUUUCCUUGUGGAUACAAUAUUUUAAAGGAGAAGAAAGCAUAGGUGAAAGAUCUACAUGUAUUGUAACUGGAUUUGCUUAUCUUCUUAUAGCUAUGACAAUUUUUAUUGUUGAUGAAAAUAAUCUUGAAAUUGGAUUAGAUAAAGCUUAUGCAAGUUUCAAUCAUAGUGCAUCUCUUUUUUUAAAUAAUCAAGGUCUUUCUUCUACAGGACCUGCAUCAAAAAUUAUAGUAAAAUUCUUCCUUGCUUUGUGGUGUGGUUUACUUGGUUCCUUGUUUACUUUUCCAGGUUUAAGAAUGUCAAAAAUGCAUUGGGAUAUAUUAAGAUAUUAUAAAAAUCAGAAAUUAUUAUUAUUAAUAGCAAACAUCAGUUAUGUUUCUCCACUUUUAUUAAUAAGUUUAUGGAUUAAACCCAUAAGCAGAGAUUAUCUCACUAUUCGAAUAUUUAGUGGUAUGAGUGGACCAUUGAUGACAACUUCAACUUUUGAAAGUAUGAGAUUAAUUGCAAUUAUUGUUGCAGUUUUAUUAAAAUUUUUAUUGAUGCCAAUAUAUUUACAAUCAUAUCUCAAUUUAGCUAUGCAAAGGUUAGAAAAUCAAAAAAAAGAAGCUGGUAGAAUUACAAAUAUAGAUUUACAAAAAAAGAUUGCUGCAGUAUUUUAUUAUUUAUGCGUUGUAGCUUUACAGUUUAUUGUUCCGAUAAUUAUAUGUUUAUUUUUUACAUUCAUGUAUAAAACUUUAGGUGAUUAUACAUGGGAAGGACUUUUGAAAGCCUCAUCACUUGAAGAAUGCCCAGCUGAUGAACUACCAAAAUUUAUAUCAGAUGUAAUAAGUGAUUAUGAUAACGAAAAAACUGUUGUGCAAACAGCACAAGAUUUUCAACUUACUCUAAGUUCCUUAAAACAGACUUCUAAUAUAUUUUUAUACAGAUAUUUACUGUGGAUGUCUAUAGAGGAUUAUUAGGUUUAGCAACAUGGUGGAGUUGUUUUUCAUUAUUUGCAACUACCGCUAUGGGUAUGUUUUAUCAAUCAUAUUUCUCUAAUAUGUAAAACAAUAUUAUAAAAAAGAAUCUCUUCGCACAAAUUUAUGUCAUGAUCAAUAAAUUUAUCAAUAGUAAAAUUAUUGAAAUAUUUAUAAGAGAAAUAUACCUAUUUAAGGUAUGCACAAUAUUGGUUAUUUAAUGAAAAAAAAUUAAUACUAUUAUCAAAAAUUUUAUAAUAUGCAUAGCAAUAAAAAUUUUAUUAUUAUAACAUAUAUAAAUAUUAUAUCAAAAUUAAAAUUACAAAUAGACAAUUAUAUCUUUGUAUUGCAAAUUUUUUAUUGGAUAUUAUAUUAUAUAACAAUACAAUACAAUGUUUAUAUAAAAAUUUAGAAAAACAUUUUGUAAUAUAAAGUACUGCAAAUUAUUGAAUACAAAAAAGUAUAAAAUAUUUUCAAAACAAAUUUAAAAAUGUUUUACAAUAAAAAAUAAAUAAGGCUUCCAAAUAUGUGCAAAACAUGAAUAAAUCAAAACACUGCCUGUAAAAUAAUUUAUUUAAUAUUCCAUACACGAUUAACUGAUUACAAUGAAUAACUCAUGCGUGUAUCAAUUCUAUAUCAAAUGAAAGCAACUUUCAUCGAUGUUACACAAUUAUAAACGAAUUAAACAAAAAUGUUUCACUUA